AUGGCGCACCCUACCGCGACAAACUGGACUGCCGAGGUCGGCGCCGACAUCGCGAUCCUUCACGUGAUCCCGCUACUCGAGCGCGACUUGCCCGGGCAAGUCUUUGUCCUCGGCGGGCUACAGGCGAUUGCCCUUCAUGCGCAAGCUCUCAGCGAGAGGAGGAAACGCGAGAUCUCGGCGGCGCUGCCGCAGCGUGCUCUGCCCACCAACGAGCUCCCCAUCAUCGUGCACAUGCCGCCCACGCCCGACAGGGUCGACCAAGUUCCUGCCUCGUUCUCGUCGGAGCCUUCCGGCGUUCCGCCUUUCCAGACGUCGACUUUCCAGAACAUGCACGGCGGCGUCGAGUACCUCGGCCACGUCAAGUUCUCGAGUCGGCUCGGCACGCCCAACAUUGCCGUUCAGGAGUUCGUGGGCACCAUGGACACGAAGGGGCGCGAGUACUACUACCUGCGGCCGGGCGCUGUCGUCGUCGAGCAGCUUGCGCUCGCAGCGUCGAGCGUAGCUCUGCAUCCGGCCCACGAGCGGCACGCCAUCUGCGCAGCGCUGCGCACCAUUCGCUACGCCUGGCACGUCCUGCACGCCAAGUCGAUGUCCCCCGGCGUACAGGCGACGCGGCAAGGACCUCACGUCCCGCGCGACUUUGCGAGGGAAACGAUGGCCGACGCGCUCAUGAGCCUGCUCUUUCCCGACUACGACGACGACGAUCGCGCUCGCCCCAGCGGCGCACCUCCCGUCGUGCCGGCCGGGCAUCAGUCGCUCGUCGAGUGGUGGAUCGAGAAGCUGCGGCAUCGGCGCGACGGCGACAUCGUCCACCAGGUCGUGUCGUGGGAGCACGCGUCGCCGCUCGGCAACGACGAGCGACCGUGGCUUACGCUCGGCGACGAGUACAGCCGGCUUCGAGACGAUCUCCUCGAUGUCCUACGAGAAGUCCUUCGAGCGGCCCCUGCCGUCGUCGUUUGA
Molecule: messenger RNA, 960 nt
Organism: Rhodotorula graminis WP1
Lineage: Eukaryota; Fungi; Basidiomycota; Microbotryomycetes; Sporidiobolales; Sporidiobolaceae
Exons: 7
Coding region: 1-960 (319 amino acids)
Source: RefSeq, a predicted model, not a curated record